GAUCCCCAGCUGCAGCUGCGGCCACAAGCGAAGAUGAAUGUUAAUGCUGCAUCUUUCAUUCCGCAGAGCGGAGGGAGUGACAAGCCCUCAGGAAACUCCCGAUCAGGCUUGUCUUCCCUCUCUAAUGAGGGUAAAAGGCCAUAUCAGCGGGCACCUCCACCUGUGAACCAUUCUAGGGCCUUUCCUGCAGAACAGCAGCAACGCUCUCUUCCUGGUCGAGGCAAAAAUCAACGCCAGAGCAGCUCCAAGAGGACUGGUCAUGAUCGUGAGCAGGGUCGUUCAACGAAUAGUACUGUCAUACGGUCAUCUUCCUCUUCUUCUGCUACUUCCUCUUCAACCUUGACCUCGACUGCAGAUUCUCUAGCAAUGUCCAUGGGUCAAUUGAGUACAAACGACAAAGGAGCACGCGGCAACAACAAGAAAAACCAGGUGUCGCUCAAUCACCUCCUCAACUUUUCUUUUCCCGUUCGGGAGGAACCUCAAAAUACUGGCCCUGUGCGUAGACGUCGGAAUGCCAAUUACCAACCAUUCAACAAGGAUAAGUUCAUUAAUGCCAACUUCAGAUUUCUUUUGAGCCCUCGUCAUGAUUAUGAGGUUUUUACUAUGGAUGCAGAUGCACCAGUGGAAUGGGAAGAUAUUGAGCAGGUGCUGAUUUCGGUACCGCAGUCAUGUCCCAUCUGUUUGCAACCUCCUGUCGCUGGUCGAAUUACCAAAUGUGGCCAUGUGUACUGUUUCUCUUGCAUCCUUCAUUAUUUGGCCCUGAGUGAAACAAGUAGAGCUUGGCGAAAGUGUCCCAUUUGUUGGGAUGCCAUUUAUGAGAAGGAUCUUAAGAGUGUUCGCACAGUGCAAGAAGAGCAUGACAUAUUUGAUCAGGGUGAAAAAGAAAUUGCUAAGCAAAUCGCAUCUAAACAAGAGGUUCAUCUUGAAAUGAGGCUCAUGCAGCGGUCACUUAACUCCACUGUGGCUCUUCCUCGCUCAAAUACAUUCCCCUUGGGUUCAAACGUUCUACCGGAUGAUCUAAAAGGUCAACCACCUUUGGAAUUCUAUCCAGAUGCUAUGAUCUUCAGUCGCCUAAUGGUCACAACACUCAACAGAAUCGUAUCAGAGUUGGAUCGGGAUACCCGAUCGAUUGAGUUCAGCAUUGAGGAGGCCAAAAGCUAUGACUCGAAUGCUCACUCUGAAGAAAUGGUAUUUUUCGAAAUGGCUCUGAACAAGAUUCAAGAAGCGAAAAAUAAGAUCCAAAGUGAAGCAAAGUUUUUCCCAAAAGCUUCUCUUGACCGCGAACAAAUUUUGCGCAGUCAUUUGGAUCAAACUAAAGAAAUCCCUGCAGCGAUAGAAGAGGAAGCAUCAACAACAACACCACGCAUCAUUACUUAUGAGCAGUCAGGACCUGAGGCUUACGAGAUAGCUAGACAAAAGGAUCUCCCAUUACUAGUCCAUGAAUCUUCUGAAGCUGAAGCUGAAGCAAACUCUGACUCUGCUGAAGCUGAAGUGGAUGCGGAUACUGCACCUGCUUCAAAUAGGACCGCUAGUGCUCCACAAAGACGGAAACAAACAACGAACCAAGCUACAACGAUGUUUUAUUUUUAUCAAGCAGCAAACGGUCACCAUCUCUAUCUUCAACCACUAGAUAUUCGCAUACUAAAACAGCAUUUUGAAACGUACGAACGAUUUCCAGAUACAAUCUCAGUGAGGGUGCUGGGUAUUGAAGAAACUAGUCUAACAGAAGAAGUGCGGAAAAAAUGUAAAUACCUUGGCCAUCUUCCGCUUGGCUGUGAGGUUUCUUUCUUGGAUGUUGCGCUGGAGACUAUCGUCGGAGAUGAAGGCGUGAGACCAUUUGAGACAGAACUUAAGCUCCGGAGAAGCAAACGUCUGGAAAAGGAGGCAAGAGAGGAACGUGAGCGUAUCGCACGAGAACACAAGUUAAAUCCCCAUAGAUCUCGUAGAGAUGAUUAUUUUAUCAAUGACCCAUUUUUUCAUCAACCGGCCUCUACUACCACAAGUCAGUCAUCGAGCAACAUCACCACAGCAGAAUCAGAAAGAGAAGUAAGAUCAGGAUCUAUUUCGGACGCGGACCUACAGGAAGCGCUACGACUUUCUGCUCAAACAGAGUUGGAUGAUAUGCCUACUCUGAAUGAGGCGCAUGCGAAAUCAACUCGUCGACCUUCUGUACCGAGUUUAAGUUCGAGUACUAGAAAUGAUACUGGUGCUGGGUCAAUAGCAACAUCUUCCGAGCCUUGGGCAAGUAGCUAUGAGUCCAAUGGGAGCGGUGGCCAUGUGGGAUCACAAACAGUGUGGGGUACUCCAUCAGUGCCUGUAAGUCGGCAUUAUGAUGACUAUGAUGACUAUUAUGAAGAGGAGCACGAUUUUGAGCCGGACAUCGUUGUAAAGCGUGGCAAAAAGAAGGUGACCGUGCUGAUGUCUAAUAACAGUAGGCGCACUCGAUAAUUCCAUAGCAGAUGCAUGUCAAUAAAUAAUCAUUAUGACUGAGACAUGCCCAAUGCGCUGCUCCAAGUCACGAUCAC
Molecule: messenger RNA, 2525 nt
Organism: Lobosporangium transversale
Lineage: Eukaryota; Fungi; Mortierellomycota; Mortierellomycetes; Mortierellales; Mortierellaceae
Exons: 4
Coding region: 34-2448 (804 amino acids)
Biological process (GO): positive regulation of transcription by RNA polymerase II
Molecular function (GO): transcription cis-regulatory region binding; metal ion binding
Source: RefSeq, a predicted model, not a curated record